This is a messenger RNA of Camelina sativa (false flax), 1407 nucleotides long. The record is from RefSeq and is a predicted model, not a curated record. Lineage: Eukaryota; Viridiplantae; Streptophyta; Magnoliopsida; Brassicales; Brassicaceae.
CUCCGCCUCCGACGUACGAGAUGUCUACCUCCAACUCCAACUCCAUCACCAACCAGCCACAGCCACAGCCACAGCCACCGCAAGAGAAUACUCAUCGAGCGUCGUUAUCAUCAUUUGUAAGUAGACUCUUAACUGGUUUACUUAGCGUUUUUCUCCUCCCAUGUAGACGAGCUCUUAGCUUCAUCAGUGGUAACCCUAAGCCGUGCGAGAUUGUGUCUUCCGCCACAGCCUUACCCACCGAUGAUCAAUCUUCUUAUUCCUUGUUUUCAUCAUUUCCUGAUGAUAUAGUUUUGAACUGCUUAGCUCGUGUCCCGAGACGCUACUACCCAACCAUCUCUGGUGUUUCCAGACACUUCCGUUCCCUUGUGCGUUCUCCUGAGCUUGCAGAUAUACGAUCCUUAGUGAGCAGAGAUAAUGUCAUCUUUUAUGUCUGCUUCAUGGAAUAUUAUACUUCUCUUGAGAAAUGUCAUUGGUUCACUUUGAACCCAAACGACAAGGAAACAGGCGGGAUCCUCAACUCAGUUGAGGUUCUUUCUAAAGAGAUGCUGUAUUCUACUUCAUCCGUGUCGAUAGGUUACAAGAUCUACUUUGUUGGAGGAUCCUCAUUGAAUCCUUCGUCGGGCCUAUGGAUCUUCGAUUCAUGGUCCGGCCAGUUGUGUGAGGGUCCUCGAAUGAAAGUUGCUCGCAGCAGACCAGGCGUGGCAGUAAUUGAUGAGAAAAUAUACGUAAUGGGAGGGUGCUAUAUAGACGAAAUCCAAGUGGAGGAGGUGUUCGACCCAAAAACUCAAACUUGGGACACUGGACCAUACAAAAUGCGGCCGUAUAGAGGGAUCAAUGUGGCCGAAGUUGUGGCCUUGGAAGGGAAGGUUUAUUGUAUGAUGAGUUUUACAAGUGGGAAUCACAUCAUCUACGAUCCAAAAGAUUGUAGCUGUGAGACUUUUAAGACGGUAACUAACGAAGCAAUUUGGAGGAGAGGUGCAUUGUGUGUGAUAAACAGUGUGAUCUAUUAUUAUAACAUUAAUCGUGGGAUAAUGUGGUUUGACUCUAAAGAUAAGGUAUGGAGAGAGGUUAAAGGUUUUGAUACGCUUGAUAAAAAGGAUGUCAUGGUUGGAAUGGCGGAUUGCAAUGGAAAACUCGGGUUUCUGUGGGGUGGACCGGGUGCUGGUAGCAUGGCAGAUGGUAUUAGAGGGCUUUGGUUUGCAAUGAUUGCGUUGGAUAGGAGUGGAGUAGAGAUCCAUGCAACGGUCGAGAGGUCUCAUCUAGUUGGAUCUGUCCCUAACAGCUAUGGGUUUUGGAGUUGUCUAAGUGUUUCUUACUGAAACUUAAAAAGAGAUAUGUUUAUGAUGUUUAAUAUGAGACAUGUUCGUACUUUGUACUAUAUUAUUGAUGUUUAUGAUGUUUGUUUAA